CAGACCUCAAUAGUUCAAUUAGGCCCCUGCUGUCUUUUUUCUUGGUUUUUUUUUUAUGCUAGCUAGCUUCAUUUUACAGAAUAGACAUCAAAACUGGAAAUAGAUAGUUACCAAAACAUGAACAUCCUCGGUUGCAAUAUUUGGAAUUGGACCGUCAGUGUGAGAAGAGCUGCCAGGAUUUUUUCGUUUGCUGGAUUUUCGAUUGGUGGUGCUCAUGGCUUUCGAUGGAGAGAGAUGGGCAGAUGGCGAGUGGCGACUGCCGUCGACGAGGGGCGACAAUGGGGGCCCUGCGCCUGCACUGCUGGAAGCUGGAUGGUGGUGGCUGACUGGCUGUCGUGCUCUGCUCUGCUACCCCCGGCGCCGGCGGUGACUCAUGGUGCAGAGAUGGAGGGCGGCGACUCUCGACUCUCGAGACUCGAGUUGUUGUUGGGAGGCAGGCGUGGCGGCGACUGGAAAUCAGUGAUGGGAGGGCGGCGGCGACGGCGACUGAGGGUCGGGAGACGGAACGGAAUGGAGUUUUGGCUGCUGGUCGCUGGAGGGUCGGGAGACGAUCGAUUCGAAGGAGACUGGCUGGCGGCUGCUGGAGGUGGAGGGCGAGACUCGAGAGGCAGAGAGGAGAGGCAGAGGCCGAGAGGGUUAGGGGUUGUUAGGGCUUGUUUCGGUUGGGAUUGGGUCAUUGGGAGGCUGGCUGCUGGGCUGGGUUUCUUCAAUUGGGUUUGGGCUUGCAGCCCAGCCCUUGCCCCUUGGCCCAUUACCACUUACUAGCUUAUACAACAUUUCGGUUUACGGUUCGGAAUUCGGAAUUCGGUUUCGGGCGGUACCACCAUGUAUUCCGAAGUAGAAGGAUUUUGCAUCCGAAUUCCGAUCCGAAAUGAAGGAAAUUCGGUUUCGGUCGGUUCGGGGUCGGUUCGGUUCGGUUCGGAGAGUUAAAACCGGACCGAACGCCCACCCCUAGUCAGAUGGGAACGGCACACGCAACUCACGUGACAUAAGGCACUGGUUUGGUUAUAUCAUGUUUUGUAACCGUAUUACGGAUAAUCCAUGUUGUUUAAUAUCAGAUAAGCCCCCAAAUUAUUGGGUAAUACUCCAUCUGGACCCAUUACUUUUCCAAUGCGAUCCAAAAAGACCCAUCACUUGCGUUUGCUCAGAGUCCGGAUCUUGUCCUUUUCCUCAUCUCCAUCCCCUUUGCUUUUUUCUUUUGGUUGAUGAUUUUGGCCACUGGUUUUCUGAUUGCUAUGGCAUUGAGGUUUGUCUUUAUAGAGUUCUCUAGGGAUUGCUUUUGGUUGGAUGGUGUACAAUUUUUUUUUGUGGCAUUGUUAAACUAUUUGAUUCUACCUACCCCUAAUCUUUAGUCUACGAAUCCAGGCUCAUAUGGGGAGCAUGAUUGGAUGUUCUUUCUGCUCAAUUGGGUUGGUGUAUUAUAGGAACAAAAGCAAAAAAUGUUG
Linum trigynum is the source of this 1445-nucleotide messenger RNA. Lineage: Eukaryota; Viridiplantae; Streptophyta; Magnoliopsida; Malpighiales; Linaceae. The record is from the annotation of a GenBank genome assembly.